This is a messenger RNA of Andrographis paniculata, 1173 nucleotides long. RefSeq names its product probable peroxygenase 4. Gene Ontology annotation, molecular function: calcium ion binding; monooxygenase activity. The transcript has 9 exons. Bases 397 to 972 code for a protein of 191 amino acids. Lineage: Eukaryota; Viridiplantae; Streptophyta; Magnoliopsida; Lamiales; Acanthaceae. The record is from RefSeq and is a predicted model, not a curated record.
GCAACGACGAUGAUUCGAGGGUGGACCAAAAGGGGAUAUGGCUCAGAUGUUGCAUCCUCUAAACUUCACCAGAUCAUCCCUGCAUUGUUGAACAUUGUGAGGGUUUAUAACGAAGUCAAAAGUUAAAGCAAAAUGGGCAUGCGACAGGUCAGUGAUCGCCACGUGGAAAUAGUGUCCACGCCGGCUUCCCAAAUACGACGUCGUUUUUACCCACUGCGGCGGACAUGACAAUAAAAAUGCUUCAGAAAAUUAUGUGCUCACACUACGCGCAUGGCGGUUGAAAGUGGAAACCCUUCCGAGUGAGGCUGAUUGAUUCCCGGUGCUUCUUUCCCUAUAAAUUGUGAGCUUAAACCCACCUUUUUUUCCUUCGUGUUGAAGGGACACUGGGCGAUAACAAUGGAAGGUCAUCACACUGAGCCGAGUGCUCUCCAGAAGCAUGUCAUGUUCUUCGAUCGAAACAAUGAUGGAGUGAUUUAUCCUUCGGAGACAUUUCAAGGUUUCCGAGCAAUUGGAUGUGGACUUGCGCUGUCCUCCGCAGCCGCUGCUUUCAUCAAUCUCGGCCUCAGUCGGAAAACCAGACCUGGGAAACCAUUUUCUUUUCACUUCCCAAUUGAGGUGGAGAACAUCCAACUGGGAAAGCACGGAAGUGAUUCUGACGUCUACGACAAAGAAGGAAGGUUCGUCCCAUCAAAAUUCGAGGAGAUUUUCGCCAAACAUGCAAAGACACAUCCACAGGCCUUAACUUCAGAUGAGCUGAAAAGUUUUCUGAAAUCUAACAGAGAACCAAAGGACUAUGCCGGAUGGCUGGCUGCUUUCACUGAGUGGAAGAUACUUUACAUCCUCUGCAAAGACAAAAAUGGAUUGCUGCACAAAGACACGGUGAGGGCUGUCUAUGACGGGAGCCUGUUUGAGCGAAUGGAGAAGGAACAUGCAUCUUCAAAGAAGCAGAACAAAACUACUUGUGAUGUUUGAUGAAGUGAUGAAGAUUGUACAGAAACCAUCUGCUGUUUGUUGUGUUACAUCAAUUCCUGAAAUUGUUAGUUCUGAAAUUGUGGCCGCCAUUUGCUGUCAGCUUCUGAUUAUACAUACAGACUUACAUUUGUAUAUCUGUAAAUUUCUGCACACACUCAUAUCAUAACCAGUUUAUGUAAUUCAAUGUGUGUUUGUUUGUAA